Molecule: messenger RNA, 912 nt
Organism: Penicillium manginii
Lineage: Eukaryota; Fungi; Ascomycota; Eurotiomycetes; Eurotiales; Aspergillaceae
Product: OB-fold domain-containing protein
Exons: 2
Coding region: 1-912 (303 amino acids)
Source: RefSeq, a predicted model, not a curated record
AUGGAGAAACACGACGAUGCGGACCUUAUCUUCUACCCCGCAUUCUGCUUCAAGGCGUCCCCAACGCACUUCGCCUGGGUGAAAAUGGCCCUGGCAGAUGUGCACAAGCUUCAUAGACCGGAAGGUUUCAAUGGCCAAAAACUAUUCUUCUACAAAAACCACCCAAUAACCUACAUCAGCGUCGUCGGCGUAAUCGUAUCCAGAAACGAAAUCCCCCGCCGCACAAUCCUCACCAUAGACGACAGCAGCGGCGCCACGCUCGACAUCGUAAUCUUACAAGCAGAUGCCAAAGAAAAACUCACAACAGAGAACACCGCGCCCGUCCGCUCAUACCCGAGCGCAUCCAGCACGGCCCCGUUCAAUUUAUCUCGGCCUGCGACUGAUCUCUCAGCGGAAGAUUCGCCCGAUCUCCUGGCCAUGAAUCAAAUCGUGCACGUCUCCGCGACGGAUCGGACGAUAAUUGAUGUCUCGAAACUUGUGCCCGGGACGACGGUUAAGGUUAAGGGGACGGUGAAUCGAUUUCGGGGAACGAUGCAGGUUAAUCUGGAGCGGUUUGCGCUGGUGCAUGACACGAAUUCUGAGAUGCGGUUUAUUGAUGAACGGUUGAGGUUUUUGGUCGAGGUUCUUUCUUUGCCGUGGUUUUUGCUGGAUGAGGAGGUUGAGGAUUUGAGGCGGGAGGCGGAGAGGGGUGGGUUGGAGGUUGCGGAGGAGAGGAGGCGGGCUGAGAAGAGGGCGAGGAUGAGGACGGAGAGGGAGGAGAGGGAUCAGCGGCAUAUCCAGAGGCGGUAUGAGAAGGAGGAGAGGAAGAGGGCGGUUGGGGCUGGGGUUUGUAGGGAGGAUGGGGUCAAGGUCAUGCAUGAUAUUCGCAAGAAGAGGGCGCUUUCUGGGCAGCGGGGUUUGGGGAAGCAAUAA